AUGACAUUGUCCAAUGUUUCAUUCGCGUCCCCACGCAAGCAGAUAAUCAGUAAUGAAGUACAACUGUAUUUGGAUAUUUACUUCAGAACUGUCGUGGUAACUGUUGUGGGAGUUUUCGGAACCAUCACAAAUGUGAUGAGCGCUGCAGUGUUUAUAAGACAAGGAGUGCAUGACUGCGUUAGCGUGUGUCUCUUGUCUUUGACUGUAACAAAUCUAGUGUCUGUAACAGCUGGAGUUCUGACAUUGUUUAGUAAAGUGUUUAUAUUUGCUAAUAUUGCCUUCAGGAUUGAAUUCUUUGCCUUGCUGCCUCAUAUCUCUGCGUUCUUUUACAACAUCUCCACAAUAACUAUAGCAUUUAUCUCCGUCGAGCGAUGUCUGUGUGUUACAUGGCCCCUCAAAUUCACUAAUGUUUUCACCCUUAGAAGAGCGAUCGUCGUUUUAUCGGUCAUCUAUCUUUACGAGAUCAUUAUCACCAUGCCUGACCAUCUGACAAUGGGAUUCAAGAGCCAGUUUGACUCCAGAACGAACAAAACACGGACAGUUGUAUGGGUAUCACCAUACAGACCUUACGUUGAUUUACUUAUCAAAAUGUUCUGUCAGUUAACGGUUGAGUCACUGUGUGUACUGAUUCUCAUCGUUAGCACUUACAGCAUGGUCAGAGGUCUUCGCCACUCAUUGAAUCAGUGGACAGACCAUCAUCAUGUUCAGCAAAGUGUGGCUAUUGUUCCCAACACUGUUGCAAAGAAAACUUCGAAGAGUAAUAAUAUUGUUAUUAUGAAAAGAAAUGUUGUGAAGACGGUUAUCAUUUUAGCCAUUGUGGCAUUUAUCAUCAACUCUUUGAAACUUCUGUUGACUGUGAUAGAUCAUAUCUACCCAAAUCUGGGGACAACAGAAUCUAACUUAUAUUCUGAUUUGCCUGCAGUUUCGUAUUUGCUACAAACCCUCAACGCUUCUGUUGAUAUUUUUGUUUAUUUGUCAUACAAUAUUUCGUUCAGACGCUGCUUUGUUGAAAUGUUUUGCAGAUCGUGCAUGUUUCAUCUGUAA
This is a messenger RNA of Candidula unifasciata, 1044 nucleotides long. The record is from the annotation of a GenBank genome assembly. Lineage: Eukaryota; Metazoa; Mollusca; Gastropoda; Stylommatophora; Geomitridae.